This is a messenger RNA of Rosa chinensis, 495 nucleotides long. RefSeq lists its product as uncharacterized. The record is from RefSeq and is a predicted model, not a curated record. Lineage: Eukaryota; Viridiplantae; Streptophyta; Magnoliopsida; Rosales; Rosaceae. The coding region runs from base 1 to 495 and encodes 164 amino acids. The transcript has a single exon.
AUGGAAGUCAACGUCCAAUCAUUACGAGAUCAAGAGCAACAUCAUCUUAUUGGAGAAGACUACGUUCAGGCUAUGUGGCAGGAACAUGAAGACCUUAGCGAAAAGCGCUUGGAGGCUUUAGAUAAUUUGGUCAUGGAAAAGCAACGAGUCGCUCGCGCCUAUGACAAGCGGACGCGGGGAUGGAGUUACAGCGAAGGAGAGUUGGUUUGGAAAGCAGUUCUCCCGCUUGGCGAAAAAUUAGAUGGUCGCGGCAAAUGGACUCCAAGAUGUGAAGGCCCGUACAUCAUCUAUAAAAUCUUAGAGAAAGGAGCUUUUCAUCUCAAGGACCUGGAUGGAGAUGUCCAUCAUAGCCCUAUCAAUGGGAGAUACUUGAAGAAAUACUUUCCCAAUGUUUGGGACUCGGAGGAGUCGCAGACAGUUUAUUCGCAUAAGACAUGGGGGACAAUUCUAGUGUUCCUACACUCGCAAAGCCCAUUCAUGAAGGCCUGUUUUUGA